UUGAACAGCUCCUUCCAAAGAGAACUCGAGCUCCAAAAGUACCCACGUUCCGAAACUGCAGAAUAUUCUCUCGGCGCUGCUCGGAUAUCCCUCGCAUCAAAUACUGUGAUCGCUCACGAACUCCUCACGAUGUCCAUUCGGCUCUGCACCUCAGAGAUGAGUGAGCGCGACUACGCUCACCAGCUGCAUCUUGAGCGCGACUUGACCCUCGACAGGGGAUUCUACAUCGUGAACCUCAAUGACAUCAAAUACAAGGUCGAUUUAUGGCGACGGAGCUGCCCCCGUGUCACUCCAUUCUAUGCGGUGAAGUGCAACGAUGAUCUGGCUGUGCUUUCUGUGCUCGCGAAUUUGGGAGUCAACUUCGACUGUGCUUCGAAGGCAGAGAUCAGUAAGGUUCUGUCUCUGGGCGUUGCACCGAGUCGGAUAAUUUAUGCUCAUCCGAUCAAGGCGCCCUCGUAUCUCAAGUAUGCGAAAACUCGAGGUGUCCGCAAAAUGACUUUUGAUUGCGUCGAAGAGCUGCAGAAGAUCGCCGACAUAUAUCCCGAGGCUCAAUGCGUUCUCCGUCUCAAAGUGGACGACAGCGACAGCACUUUCAAACUUUCUCUCAAGUUUGGCGCCGCGGAAGAAGACUGCCUCCGAUGUCUCCAGGAGGCGCGGAGGCUCGGACUGGAGGUCGUUGGAGUCAGUUUCCAUGUCGGAUGCAACAACCAGUCCCCUUACGCCUACGCGAACGCUCUGAAUUUUGCGCGACGGGUUUGCGAUCAGGGGGAAAAGAUCGGAUUCAGCAUGAAAUUCCUCGACAUCGGAGGCGGCUACCCUGGAUACCACGGAUUCGAACCCAUUUUCGAGAAAACAUCGAACGCUAUCAACGCAGCGCUCGAGACAAACUUCCCGAAAGGAGCGGGCUUCGAAAUUAUCUCUGAGCCGGGAACAUUCUUCGUUUCGUCGGCGUUCUCGCUCUGCGCCAGGAUCAUCGGCAAGAAAGUAUCGCAACCCAUGGAGAAGGAGUCGCCCAACAAAACGGUCAUACAAUACUACGUGAAUGAUUCGGUUUACAAAUCCUUCAACAUCUCGUUCUUCACCGACGCCUGCGUUUCCCCUCUCUGCCUCGAGGAUGACAAGGUUUCGGGUGAGCUUUGCGAAACCGUCAUCUGGGGGAACACCUGCGACGGCGUCGACAAAAUUAAGCAAUCGUGCCUUCUCCCUGAGCUCGAGGUUGGCGAUUGGCUCAUGUUCGACUCCCUCGGCGCGUACUCAACAACCCUCGAGACUCCCUUCAACGGGAUGGAGGCCCCCGACAAAUACUAUAUGGCACGUCCUGAAAUCGCGGAAGUUUUCAAUGCGAUGAAGGUCUUCAAUGAUGAGGAAGAUGUUGCUCAUGUUCACCGGCACUUCUCUCUCAGUAGCCAAGCGCGUGGCUUGCGCCAAGCUGCCUGAAGUGAUCGAUCUUAGCUACCCGUUUCGAUUAAGAUAAAUCCACCGACGAAAUUCGCUUCGCGCAAGCGGGGAGUUCGCACAGGGUAUAGCUCCGGGAUGUCGUGAUGGAUUCUGGAUGAGAUAAGGAUCUCUUCAAAGUGCUCUGGGGAAUUUUGCAUUUUACCUCCCGGUUCCCGUGACGCUUCGAUGGAUGCUAAGGGAAUAUUUGGAGGCGGUGAGGGCUCUCCGAAAAGGUCGAUGGUUCACGAGAGAGCACUAAUCCUCGAAGAAAGCAUUCGCAGCUCGAUUCGUGCGCCGCGCCGCACACUCAACUUCGAGCCCGUCUAACGUUGUAAGCGUUCGUGUCUCUCGAGAUGAGUCAACGAUAAAGACCUUAUUCUAUAUUUAGACCGAAUGUAGAGACACAACUCGUGAAACGGAACCGAUCCUCGUUUUUGUAUAGAAAAGCUCCAAGGCCAGUGGGUGAUGGCUUGGAAUCGGGAUGGACUGUGGGUAUUUUGAUGUACAUGUUUCCGCAAUAAAUUGAUAAGCACGUGGGAAA
This is a messenger RNA of Galendromus occidentalis (western predatory mite), 1978 nucleotides long. Its product is annotated as ornithine decarboxylase. Lineage: Eukaryota; Metazoa; Arthropoda; Arachnida; Mesostigmata; Phytoseiidae. The transcript has 9 exons. Gene Ontology annotation, molecular function: ornithine decarboxylase activity. The coding region runs from base 130 to 1437 and encodes 435 amino acids. The record is from RefSeq and is a predicted model, not a curated record. Gene Ontology annotation, cellular component: cytoplasm.